CUAUCGACCUGCAGCGCACCUACCGUAAAAGGGAGCAUCAAUCCACAACAACAAACCGGAGGCUAUUCAAAGAAGAGAGAUCGGCUUUCGAAGCUGAGGAAUCAAUGCUGGAGGACACUAACCUACUGAAGCAUCUGCAUCGACAGCGUUUUCGUUGGACUCGACACUGUUGGCUGUUUCCCACUGAAUAAAGAUGUGCCUUGAUUGCAUCGCGCAUCGCGCAUCGCCGCAAGCAGCUCCUUGAUUGUCCGAAAGUAGCUGAUCACGUGUUUUUAUGAAACGGCCGAGUCGCCAACAGCUAGAGAGAUCUUGCUUCCGCUCUCUACCGAAGUAAACAUGCUGACGCAGAACAGGACAGUGAUAGCAAUUGGGUACAUAGUGGACGGACCAAAAAUGGUUCUUCUUACAAAGUCUUCGGCUAUGCGCUGCCGGUCUUGGGAGGACGGUCCAGAGCAUAUCUGUGCCAUCAACCGUACGCACUCUAACAUAGUCAAGUUUAAGCUACACGAUGAGGAGUAUGACAAGGCUCUUCAGAAGCUAGAUGGGCUUACUCAACGAGCUCUCGCAGCACAGAAUCAGAUUCCUACCAUUGCUUCCAGAAUUGAUUCAAGUGGAACAGCAGCUCUGGUAGAAUCGGCACAGCCGCGCAACAGUUCCAGAAUCCCGCGUGGCGAGCAGCGGCAUUCGACCCCAGCCCAGCCAUCUGGUGUAUCAGUGAUCCGGGUCAGAGGCAUCAAAGGCAACGAGAACAGUACCACGGCGGCUCCGCCGGUCGGCAGAUCCCAGAUGAAGGCAAACUAG
Molecule: messenger RNA, 801 nt
Organism: Emericellopsis atlantica
Lineage: Eukaryota; Fungi; Ascomycota; Sordariomycetes; Hypocreales; Bionectriaceae
Exons: 1
Coding region: 337-801 (154 amino acids)
Source: RefSeq, a predicted model, not a curated record